This is a messenger RNA of Aspergillus vadensis CBS 113365, 7266 nucleotides long. It is a transcript of the gene ags2, whose product is annotated as alpha-1,3-glucan synthase Ags2. Gene Ontology annotation, cellular component: fungal-type cell wall. The transcript is spliced from 6 exons. The record is from RefSeq and is a predicted model, not a curated record. The coding region runs from base 1 to 7266 and encodes 2421 amino acids. Gene Ontology annotation, biological process: fungal-type cell wall (1->3)-alpha-glucan biosynthetic process. Gene Ontology annotation, molecular function: alpha-1,3-glucan synthase activity. Lineage: Eukaryota; Fungi; Ascomycota; Eurotiomycetes; Eurotiales; Aspergillaceae.
AUGAAGUGGGGGAUCGCAGGCUCGCUGCUUGCGCUCUUCGCACCAACAACAACAGCCUGGCCUUACGAGGCAUCUUUGGUCGAUUAUAACCUCAAUGUCAAUAAGACUGCGACUAGUCCUUUCGAAUACUCUCCACCACCAUGGCCGGGUCACAAGUAUACGGAGUCACCCAAGAACUGGCGAUUUCCGUUCUAUACGAUUAUGUUAGACCGUUGGGUCAAUGGGGACCCAGCCAAUGACAACAUUAACGGCACUGUUUUCGAGCAUGAUCUCAAUUCUAAUCAAAUGCGUCAUGGAGGUGAUGCAGUAGGCUUGGUUGACACACUGGAUUACCUACAAGGCAUGGGGAUCAAGGGUAUCUAUCUUGCGGGAACUAUCCUUAUGAACCAGCCUUGGGGUGCAGAUGGCUACUCGAUCUUGGACACGACGCUUCUCGACCAGCAUUAUGGCACUAUUCAAGUAUGGAGGGACACUAUCGACGAGAUCCACAAACGUGGGAUGUAUGUCAUAUUCGACAAUACGCUCGCAACCAUGGGAGAUUUGAUCGGCUUUGAAGGUUAUCUCAACGUGACGGCGCCAUUCACAGUCAAAGAAUAUAAGACUCUCUGGAAAUCGGACCGUCAAUAUGUCGACUUCCGUCCCGGAAAUACCUACAAUGAAACUUGUGACUACCCUGCCUUCUGGAACGAGACUGGUUAUCCAGUGGAUAGUUACGUCAACAAAGAGCUUGUGGGAUGCUACGACAGUGAUUUCGACCAAUAUGGAGAUCUUGAAGCCUUUGGUGUUUAUCCAGAUUGGCAGCGUGAAUUGACCAAGUUCGCUUCAGUCCAGGACCGUUUACGUGAGUGGCAUCCUAGUGUACGGGACAGGAUCAAACUUCAUUCCUGCAACAUCAUCAAAGCUCUGGACAUCGAUGGCUUUCGCUAUGAUAAAGCUAUUCAAUCGACUGUAGAUGCCUUGGCAGACAUCUCGCAUACCUACCGGGAAUGUGCUCGCAGUGUCGGAAAGGAGAAUUUCUUUAUCCCUGGUGAAAUUACUGGUGGAAACAAUUUGGGCUCAGUCUUCCUUGGUCGUGGUCGACAGCCCAACCAAUAUCCAGACUCUGCUAUGGAUGCGAUCAAGUUGACGAACAAGUCUGAUUCGAAAUAUUUCUUGCGCGGACCCGAAUUGGAAGCCAUUGACGGUGCUGCCUUCCACUAUUCCGUCUAUCGCACUCUUACGCGCUUCCUCGGCAUGAGCGGUAAUCUGGCUGCAGGCUAUGACCUUCCCCUGGAUUGGGUGGAUGCUUGGAACGUCAUGAUGCAAAGCAACGACUUGAUUAACGCAAACACGGGUAAAUUCGAUCCUAGGCAUAUGUACGGAGUCACAAAUCAGGAUGUUUUCCGCUGGCCUGCCAUCCAAUGGGGUGUUGAACGGAAUCUUCUGGGCAUCUUCAUUACAACACUGCAAAUGCCUGGCAUUCCUCUUCUACUCUGGGGGGAAGAGCAAGGCUCCUACAUAAUAGACGCGACCGCAGAUAACUAUGUUUAUGGCCGUCAAGCAAUGUCACCGGCCACUGCUUGGAAGACCCAUGGAUGCUCUGCUAUCGAUGAUACUCAGUACUAUGACUGGCCUGUUACCAAAGGUCGGGAUGGUUGUAAUGAUAUGACCGUGACCUACGACCACCGCGAUCCCACCCACCCUAUCCGGAACAUCAUUAAACACAUGUACCAAAUGAGACAACACUUUCCGGUUUUGAACGAUGGUUACUCACUACAGACCCUGUCCAAACAAACGAGGGAUAUCCUUUAUCCGGGCUCAUAUGGCACGAAGACGGAGACCGGCAUGUGGUCUAUUCUGAGAGAUAUCAUUUCAGAUGUUCAAGAUCUGGGAUCUGACCAGGCUAAUCAGUCAGUUUGGCUGGUGUACCAGAAUGACAACAAGACUGCUACAUACAACUUCGACUGCAAGAGCAAUGCCAGUGCGUUGAUCUCUCCGUUCGACUCAGGAACCACCGUCAAGAACCUGUUCUACCCAUUUGACGAACUCAAGCUGAAAGACAGCCCGAAGAAACUGCAUCUGAACGGCUCAAAAGAGUACAACGGAUGUCUUGAUAGCCUGACACUGAAAGCGUUCGACUACAGAGCAUACGUUCCCAAGGCUCGUUGGGUCGGCCCCGGACCAAUGAUCACCAAGUUCACACCUGGCCAUGAUGUCCCGCUUCUUUCUACCGUUGCGUAUGACGAGGCUGAAGACCUUGAUGUGAGCAUUGAGUUUUCUACCGAAAUGGACUGUGAUUCAGUUACCAAAGCCAUCACCUUCACGUCGCAAACAGAAUCUGGUAAAACGCCUUCCAUCGACAAAAACAGCGUCAACUGCAAGAGUAUCCCCGGUGCCAAUGAUACUGAUACACAAUAUAUCGGCCAACUUCCGAGCGCAUGGACCUGGUCUGCGAAGCUCAAUGACGUGUAUAACGGUGUCCACAAAUUGACUGUCAAGAAUGCCACCACUUCCGACAAGAAGGAUUCUACUGGAUCUGUGGACCACCUGUUGUUCCGUGUUGGUCAAAGUGACAACCCGAUAGUCUUCACCACUUCCAAUUACUCUACCAGCAUUCUGAACCAGUAUGAUAACGGCACACUCUAUGUUCACCACAGAGCUGCUGGAGCUAGCAAAUACCGGUACUCGACAAACUGGGGAACUACCUUCAGUGGAUGGUUCAACUAUACUGGGGGCAACGUUAGCAUUGAGGAGUUGCCUUGGUCCGGAACAGAAAAGCAAAAGUGGCAGGGCAAGCAUGUGCGAGUUGAAUACUGGAGUCAGUUGACUGGCAGUAGUGACUAUGUUCAAGAGGGCGAUUAUGACUGGAAUGGUCCUAGGCGGCGUUUCCCACACUUCUUCUUCGAUGGACCGUACAACCAGUACGGUUAUGAUGCUGGCUUGGAUAAUGUCGUGAAGCAAGACAGUGAAGGUUACUGGAACUUCAGGGUUGUGGCUGAAUACCCGGCACAAGGCCAAUUCAACGUCUGGGGCAUGGAUCCAGAUGGUAAACCCGAUGAGUCGUUUGUAUUCGGUGACGUGGAUGGCGAUGGAGUCUUGGAGCGCAUGCCCCCUUCGUCACUCAGCAAACUGUCUGUCAACAUCACCAAGAGACCUCCGUAUCCAUACCUCGUGUGGAACGUUCAUCUGGAUGAUGGAAACAUGAGACUCAAUCUUCAGCCGACUGGCUCUCGAAUCGCACAGCUAAUCAUCUACAUCCUGCUGUGGCUGGUUCCCAUCAUAACAGGUGCUGCGUGCGUUUAUGCCUUCAUGAAGUCGUUCUAUCAAGUCAAGUUUAACCAAGUCGGAGUGGUGGAGAAGAAGUCUUUCCUCGGGACAGUUUUUGGCAAGGGGACCAACAAAGACGGCCAAUCCACGAACGCCCUAGUACGUCUGGCUAAUAAGUCUGGCUUCCUACAAAGCACGUCAGCUUUUGGUGCGGCGGGGUCACGAAGAAGAACAACGCUUAUCGCAACCAUGGAGUAUGACAUCGAAGACUGGGCUAUCAAAAUCAAAAUUGGUGGCUUGGGUGUUAUGGCCCAGCUUAUGGGAAAGCAUCUCGGCCAGCAGAACCUCAUUUGGGUUGUCCCAUGUGUUGGCGGAGUGGACUAUCCAGUCGAUCAGCCCGCUGACCCGAUGAAAGUCAAGGUUCUUGGUAACGAAUAUGAGAUCAAGGUCCAAUACCACAUUGUGAAGAACAUCACUUAUGUUCUACUUGACGCUCCUGUUUUCCGCCAGCAAACGAAGGCUGAACCAUACCCUGCUCGCAUGGAUGACUUGGACAGCGCAAUUUACUACUCAGCAUGGAACCAGUGUAUCGCAGAAGCAAUCCGGCGGUUCCGGAUUGAUCUGUACCACAUCAAUGACUACCAUGGGUCCAUUGCACCGUUAUAUCUUCUGCCACAGACAAUUCCAGUUUGUCUAUCGCUUCACAAUGCUGAGUUCCAAGGGCUUUGGCCUAUGCGCACCCAGAAGGAGAGAGAUGAAGUCUGUUCAGUCUUCAAUCUGGACACAGACACGGCAAGACGCUAUGUUCAAUUCGGAGAAGUCUUCAAUAUGCUUCAUGCCGGAGCAAGCUACCUCCGUAUCCAUCAACAAGGAUUUGGAGCUGUUGGUGUCUCUAGGAAGUACGGCAAACGUUCAUACGCACGCUAUCCUAUCUUUUGGGGCCUGAAGAAGGUAGGCAAUUUGCCUAACCCUGAUCCAUCUGAUACUGCAGAAUGGAAUAAGGAAUUGCCGAAAGAAAGUGAGAUCCAGGUUGAUCCCGUAUACGAGGCUAGCAGAGCCGAGUUGAAGCGACAAGCGCAACAAUGGGCUGGCUUGGAGCAAAACCCCAAUGCAGAUCUUCUGGUGUUCGUGGGCCGUUGGUCCAUGCAAAAGGGUGUGGACCUUAUUGCUGAUGUGAUGCCUGCUAUUUUGGAGUCCCGUCCCAACGUCCAACUCAUUUGCGUUGGUCCAGUCAUUGACCUCUAUGGCAAAUUUGCUGCAUUGAAGUUGGACCAUAUGAUGAAACUCUACCCGGGGCGGGUCUUCUCGAAGCCAGAGUUCACAGCUCUACCACCAUAUAUCUUUUCUGGAGCCGAGUUUGCCUUGAUCCCUUCGCGUGAUGAACCCUUUGGGCUCGUGGCUGUUGAAUUUGGCCGGAAAGGUGCCCUGGGCAUUGGCGCACGUGUUGGUGGUCUUGGACAGAUGCCUGGCUGGUGGUACAACAUCGAGUCUACUACAACGUCUCACCUUCUGCACCAAUUCAAGCUUGCUAUUGCAAGCGCCUUGAACUCCAAGCCCCAAGUGCGGGCGAAGAUGCGGGCUCGGUCUGCCAAACAACGUUUCCCCGUGGCCCAAUGGGUUGAGGAUCUGGAAAUCCUUCAAUCUACUGCAAUGCGUAUCCAUAGUAAGGGACAAGCGAAAUCGAAUGUUCCGCCCCUGUCGUCUGGAUUCAAUACACCCAGCGGAAUGAUGACACCCACCAUUGCAUCCCCGGGAUACGUCACGCCUAGCGGAAUACAGACACCCCCAAUCGCGCAUUCCCGGGAAGGAAGUUACUCGAACGUCCGCCUAAGCACAUUGGGGCCACAGCAGCGGAAUACGAUUGUUUACAGCCGACCCCCGAGCCCUGGAUCAAAUGAAAAGCCCAAGUCGGGACUAAGCAAACAUUUGUCGCUUGGUGUGCGAGCUGGCCCUGGCCACCUGGUCCGUCGCGGUCGCCGCCGUAUGAGAAGCAGCACGGGCACUGAUGAAAUUGCGAACGCUUCCAACACCGAGGAGAGCAGCGAUGACGACAUCAUGCCCAGUCUUUUCGGAGAAGAUGAGUAUACGCUUACCCCUGAGCAAGCAGAAGAGGGGCGUCGGAUAGAAGCAGCACAUCAACUAGACCCCCAAAGACAGACUCCUACCAGAGACUUCUUUAGCAGAAGACACUCAAGCCAGAGCUCCCUCACACCUAGGUCUAUACUUUCUCCGUCUUCUCCUGGAAGCCCGGAGCCUGAGGAGGCGAUUGUGUCGCCUGCAAGAUUCUCCAACGAACCCGGAAACCGUCUCAGCAGCGCCUCUGUUCUAUCGGUCGACUCCGUCAUUGGUGAGAAGAAAGAUUACAAACUGCAAAAGGUCGAUCCCUUCUUCACAGACAGCACCGGUGAAUAUUACAGGGUUUUUGAUAAGAGAUUGGAGAACCUGAAUGGUCAUAAUUCCGAAUCGCAACUCUGCAUCGAGGAGUACUUGAAGGACAGCGAGAAGAAAUGGUUUGGAAAAUUCAGAGACGCAAGACUUGGCCGCAACCAGUCGCCUGCUUCUUCGAUCUUCCAUGGCAAAUUCGACAACAGCUCACCCAUGAACUCAGAUUCCAAUGUCGACAUGAACUCGCGCGAGAGUGGAAGUCAAGAGCGCCGAGAAAAGGACGAGUUCCUUCUUGGAAACGAUUAUGUUCCACCUACUGGACUGAGAAAAUGGAUGCAAAUCCGAAUCGGCGAUUGGCCCAUUUAUUCGCUCUUCCUUGGCCUUGGACAAAUUAUAGCUGCCAAUUCGUACCAAAUUACACUGUUGACAGGCGAAAAUGGUGAAACAGCGAAGAAACUCUAUGGCAUCGCAACGGUAUACCUGGUCGCUUCGAUUGUUUGGUGGUUUUUCUUCCGGUUCUUCAAGUCGGUGUUCGUAUUGUCACUUCCUUGGCUCCUAUACGGGUUGUCGUUCGUGGUCAUUGGAUUUGCACACUUUGAGAGCGAUGGCUUUACUCGCGGUUGGAUCCAAAACGUUGGCGCCGGCCUGUACGCUGCAGCUUCGGCCAGUGGAUCGUUGUUUUUCGCCCUCAACUUUGGUGACGAGAACGGAGUCCCUGUCAAGCAGUGGGUGUUCCGCGCGUGUCUCAUCCAGGGAAGUCAACAGGCCUACGUGAUUGGGUUAUGGUAUUGGGGCACAAGCAUUUCCCUUGCAGUUGAAAACGGAGUCACCAAUGUUCAGGGCAACAUCACUAACACCUGGAGAAUGACGGCUAUCUGCAUGCCCAUUGCAGUCCUCCUCUGGGUCAUCGGUCUCUUGAUCUUCUUCGGUCUACCAAGCUACUACCACCAAGCACCGGGAAAGGUUCCUUCAUUCUACAAAUCGGUGUUCCGGCGCAAGAUCAUCCUCUGGAACUUUGUGGUCGUCAUCUUGCAGAACUUCUUCUUGAGUGCGCCUUACGGACGAAACUGGAGUUUCCUUUGGAGCUCGGCACACGCAAAGGGCUGGCAAGUCGGAAUCCUCUGCAUCGUGUUCUUCGGCUUCGUAUGGGCUGGAUGGCUAUUCCUAUUUGGAUACCUCUCCAAGCGCCAUAGUUGGAUCCUCCCAGUCUUCGCCUGUGGCUUGGGUGCCCCCCGAUGGGCCCAAAUCUGGUGGGGUGUAUCAGGCCUUGGGCUCUUCCUUCCUUGGGCGGGUAGCUACACCUCUGGUGCCCUUGUAUCCCGGAGCUUGUGGCUGUGGCUCGGAGUCUUGGACGCCCUGCAGGGCGUCGGGUUCGGUAUGAUCCUUCUUCAGACCCUGACCCGGAUGCAUAUUUGCUUCACGCUACUUGCAUCGCAAGUACUGGGUUCAAUUGCAACAAUCUGCGCAAGAGCAUUCGCACCGAACAAGAUCGGACCCGGGCCCAUCUCGCCAGAUAUCACAGCGGGACUAAGCGCCAUAGCGAACGCUUGGUUCUGGAUUGCGCUCUUCUUCCAGUUACUCAUUUGUGCCGGAUUCUUGAUGUUCUUCCGGAAAGAACAACUCACAAAGCCUUAA